Messenger RNA from Polyodon spathula (Mississippi paddlefish), 1108 nucleotides. Its product is annotated as calcium homeostasis modulator protein 6-like. The record is from RefSeq and is a predicted model, not a curated record. Gene Ontology annotation, molecular function: monoatomic cation channel activity. The coding region runs from base 30 to 923 and encodes 297 amino acids. The transcript is spliced from 2 exons. NCBI's taxonomy places the organism in Eukaryota, Metazoa, Chordata, Actinopteri, Acipenseriformes, Polyodontidae.
AGAGCAGUAGGUGUUCAAACAAAGCACAGAUGGAAAAGUUUAAAGCAAUUCUCAGUUUGGUUCAGAAGCAGCAGACGACCCUAAGUUUUGGGCUCGUUGCUUUGUUCACAGUUGGGGGAGAACAGAUAUUUUCAUCCAUUGUCUUCAGGUGUCCUUGUAGUUCCUGGAACUUUCUCUACGGCUGCGUUUUUCUUAUGGUGCCCUCUCUCGUGUUGCUGUUGCUGGGUUACCUGCUCAGCAACAAAACAUGGAGGCUUCUAACUGGCUGCUGUAUGAAUGCAUCCAAGAUAUUCAAGAUGAAUAAUAUUUGUGGCACUGUCAAAUCGCUCAUACAGAUUACUGUAAAUGCAUCGGUUGCCCCGCUCACCUGGAUUGGGGUAGCACUGCUGCACGGUAGUUAUUAUGAAUGUGCUAUGACUGGUUUUAACAAUACAGCCUACAUUCACAAGGUAUGCAAUGGCAAGUCUAAAUGUUUUGAAGACUUUCAUAAGCUGCCUUGUGAUGGUAAGUCUUCUUUGUCGGCAUCUGACAGGGAGGAUGUUUUACUGGAGAUACGAGCGCAGUCGCAAGUGCUGGGAUGGAUGCUGAUCGCGAGCAUCAUGGCCAUUGCUCUGGCCUUUACCUGUCUCUCCCGGUGCUGCUCCCCCGUCAGUUUUCUUCAGUUCAAAUUCUGGACGUCUUACACGCAUCAGGAGAACGAGCUGUUCGAAUGCCUUGCCACAGAACAUGCGAAGAACCUUGCCCAACAAAACAUCAGGAGCUUUUUUGAACCAGCAGAAGCUCCUGCAAUAGAGACGCCUGACAACAAAGCAUGGGAGAAAAUCUCAGCCCUGCACAAAUUUAGUACUAAAGAUAAUUACUAUAGCACAUUGCACAAAUAUGUUGAAAGCGGUGGUGAUAAUCAUAAGAAAUCAACAUGGUAACAGGUGUUGAGAUCUGUAACUGGUUUAGGAUCUAAAUAUAGGUUUAAUGGGCUAAUUUAGGAACUAAAAACAUGGUUACAACAAAGACCUGUAUUGGUAGGGCCAGCAUUGCCCACACCUGUACUAAAUUAAACCGCUUAAUACAAUUACAAAGGGUUUAUACAUAUAUAUAUAUAACUAUUGAG